CAGCCAAGAAGAGCUCAGUGCGUCCUAUUCUUUUGCAUAAGACAUGCCUGUGGGGAAACUUGUCUUCAACCAGUCUGACCCCACUGAGUUUGUGUUCCGUGCGUUCACCACAGCCACUGAAUUCCAGGUUCUUCUCUUCCUUCUCUUCCUCCUCCUCUACUUGAUGAUCCUCUGUGGCAACACAGCCAUCAUCUGGGUGGUGUGCACACACAGCACCCUCCGCACCCCGAUGUAUUUCUUCCUGUCCAACCUGUCUUUCCUGGAAAUCUGCUACACCACCGUGGUAGUACCCUUGAUGCUUUCCAACAUUUUGGGGGCCCAGAAGCCCAUUUCGUUGGCUGGAUGUGGGGCCCAAAUGUUCUUCUUUGUCACCCUCGGCAGCACGGACUGUUUCCUCUUGGCGAUCAUGGCCUAUGACCGCUAUGUGGCUAUCUGCCACCCGCUGCACUACACUCUCAUCCUGACCCGCGAGCUGUGCACGCAGAUGCUGGGUGGGGCCCUGGGCCUGGCCCUCUUCCUCUCCCUGCAGCUCACAGCCUUAAUCUUCACCCUGCCCUUCUGCGGCCACCACCAGGAAAUCAACCACUUCCUCUGCGAUGUGCCUCCCGUCCUGCGCCUGGCCUGCGCUGACAUCCGCGUGCACCAGGCUGUCCUCUAUGUCGUGAGCAUCCUCGUGCUGACCAUCCCCUUCCUGCUCAUCUGCGUCUCCUACGUGUUCAUCACCUGUGCCAUCCUGAGCAUCCGUUCUGCCGAGGGCCGCCGCCGGGCCUUCUCCACCUGCUCCUCCCAACUCACCGUGGUCCUGCUGCAGUAUGGCUGCUGCAGCCUCGUGUACCUGCGUCCUCGGUCCAGCACCUCAGAGGAUGAGGACCGCCAAAUCGCGUUGGUCUACACCUUUGUCACCCCCUUACUCAACCCUUUGAUUUACACCCUUAGGAACAAGGAUGUCAAAGGUGCUCUGAGGAGUGCCAUUAUCCGUAAAGCAGCCUCUGACGCCAACUGAAGGCUUAGGGGCACUGGGCUGGGUGUCUGUCUGU
Molecule: messenger RNA, 1037 nt
Organism: Pan troglodytes (chimpanzee)
Lineage: Eukaryota; Metazoa; Chordata; Mammalia; Primates; Hominidae
Gene: OR10Q1
Product: olfactory receptor family 10 subfamily Q member 1
Exons: 1
Coding region: 44-1003 (319 amino acids)
Biological process (GO): G protein-coupled receptor signaling pathway
Cellular component (GO): membrane
Molecular function (GO): G protein-coupled receptor activity; olfactory receptor activity
Source: RefSeq, a predicted model, not a curated record